Colletotrichum tamarilloi is the source of this 240-nucleotide messenger RNA. RefSeq lists its product as uncharacterized. NCBI's taxonomy places the organism in Eukaryota, Fungi, Ascomycota, Sordariomycetes, Glomerellales, Glomerellaceae. Bases 1 to 240 code for a protein of 79 amino acids. The transcript has 2 exons. The record is from RefSeq and is a predicted model, not a curated record.
AUGCCUGCCAUCGCUGCAGCCUGCCACACUCCCGGCCUAGUCCCUGUAGGGCGCGCCGAAGAGUCUGGACCACAGGGCCUUGACCAUGCCAACGCGGAGGGGCGCAUGGCACGGGAAGGGGCCCAGAAGAUUGGAAUCGCCGACGAGCACACGACCACUAAAGCGAUGCAGGAUAAUGUCGCCAUUGACCGGCUAUGGGGUGAAGGGAAUAUCCAUUCAGCCCUCAGGAACGCAGCAUGA